AUGACGGAAUUGAUAAGUAAACCUGUUGUAAAAUUGCCCAGGAAACGGCAAACACUGCUAUUUGCAGAUCACGAAGCCUUUGCUGCCAACACAGAUUUCUUGGUAUCUGAUAAGCUCUAUGUGGAUCCCCUUCCACCUACUGUGACGGCAGCGGAUGUCAUUGACCUUCUCAGAAGCUGUGACCCUAUUGACGCUGAUUUAUCCACAGGCGUGAUUCAAUUUUCAAGCGUGGAAAAAGCUGACCGAGCAUAUACCUUAUUCAAUGGCGCAACAAUCAAAGAUAGCAACUGCCACCUGCAGCUGAGAGCCCAUUCAUCUGGCACCUAUGGUGAACCAGAAGUAACUUCUGGUAUCUUAUCCAUCUACAACUUGCCUUUAAACACCAACAAUCACCUGCUAUACGAUAUGUUUCGCCCAUUUGGACCUAUGGCACUAUGCAAGAUCAUUAUGGAUCAAGGGCAAUUCAAGGGUACAGCGUUGGUGCAGUACUUUCGAUCCGCUGACGCCGAUGCAGCUGGUGCGGAAAUGGCAAGUAUAAGCUGA
Molecule: messenger RNA, 543 nt
Organism: Lichtheimia ornata
Lineage: Eukaryota; Fungi; Mucoromycota; Mucoromycetes; Mucorales; Lichtheimiaceae
Exons: 2
Coding region: 1-543 (180 amino acids)
Cellular component (GO): ribonucleoprotein complex
Molecular function (GO): RNA binding
Source: RefSeq, a predicted model, not a curated record